Messenger RNA from Stylonychia lemnae, 558 nucleotides. The record is from the annotation of a GenBank genome assembly. Lineage: Eukaryota; Ciliophora; Spirotrichea; Sporadotrichida; Oxytrichidae.
AUGAGGAUUAACUUCUACAAUUAAGGUUACUUGAACUUUAUAUCAAACGGAAAAACAUAGAUAUAACAUUAAAGUGAAAGUAAUAUACCAACAGAGGUUUCACUAUUCAACUCUUGCUUUGAGUAGCUAGGGAGUGCAAACAGCAUAAUAAACUCCUUGUAUUUCAUUGUUUUCAGUAUAUUGGGAGCAUCUACAAAGGAAACAUUCUCAUAAAUCCUUCAGGAUUCAGCGCCAAAAACAACUAUGGAAUUCCCAUCGACUGAGAGAAAAAUGAAUCAGCAAGACACACUAGUUACAUCAUCUUCUGCUAUUCUUUCUUAACAUAUUGCUGAUUAAGCGUGGUGUCUCUAUUUCAAAAACAACUUUUUGAUGUAUUGCAAUCAAAAGCAAGUUCAUUAAUGCAUUGAAAAUCACCAAGGAUAAAGCGAAAAUAAUACACCAUUCACAGAGGAUAAUAAUGCCACCAGGAUCCAUCUGAUCCAGUUUGUAUGUUCCAUCAGUUUGAGAAAUUCGACAAGAUUUCAUGAAAUUGACUAGCUCACACAGCUUAUGCCUUGA